Messenger RNA from Penicillium macrosclerotiorum, 1749 nucleotides. RefSeq names its product MFS transporter. Gene Ontology annotation, biological process: transmembrane transport. Bases 1 to 1749 code for a protein of 582 amino acids. NCBI's taxonomy places the organism in Eukaryota, Fungi, Ascomycota, Eurotiomycetes, Eurotiales, Aspergillaceae. The transcript has 6 exons. The record is from RefSeq and is a predicted model, not a curated record. Gene Ontology annotation, molecular function: transmembrane transporter activity.
AUGUCUGACCAUUUUACCAUGGAGGAGAACCUCCAAAAGGUCAUGUCGACAACAGAGGAUGUAGUGGUGACUCCCCAUGAGUCACGACAAAGUUCAAUCUCAGGCUCGUCAGACCAAGACUCUGAGGUUUUUCAUGAACCCAUCCAGGAACGCUAUGAAGGUCCAUCGUAUUCACGAUUUCGCCGAGUCGCUUCGAAAACGGUUGUUACAUUUGGGCCAAACGAUCCGGACAAUCCUGUUAAUUGGAGAAAGUCGAGAAAAUUCUUGGUUCUCCUUGCUGGUGUCAUGCAGGUCAUGAACAGCACUAUUGGAUCUUCCAUAUGCAGCAAUGCUAUUCCACAAAUUGCUGCAGAAUUCAACAUCACAAACCAACAAAUGCUGGUCCUCCCAAUAUCAAUCUUUCUUAUUGGCUAUAUACUGGGUCCUCUACUAUGGGGCCCCAGUUCUGAAUAUUUUGGCCGCCGACGUCCACUGCUUAUUGCAUUUUGCGGGUUCAUAAUCUUCACCCUAGCAUGCGCCGUUGCAAAUUCAUAUGCCUCUUUACUGAUUUUCCGAUUGUUCAAUGGCAUGAUGGCAUCUGCACCAAUUGCCACAACUGGUGGAUUAUUUGCCGAUGUCCACGAUGACCCGACCCAACGAGGCCGUCUCAUGUCAUAUUAUAUGGCUUGUACGACCUUUGGCCCGAUCAUGGGUCCAUGGAUUUCCGGAUUUGUCGCCGUCGUCAGUUGGCGAUGGUGCUUUUGGAUUGGACUAAUCUGUUCCGGAGCCACCCUGCCCUUAGUAAUAUUCAUGCCCGAAACCUACGGACCGGUUGUGUUGAAACAACGAGCGAAGAAACUACGAAAGAAAACCGGUAAUCAGAAUAUAAUCUCGCCGUUAGAACUUGAAAGUCGAGACCUCCGGAAAAUGUUCCUUGUUACAAUCUCCCGGCCAUUUCGCAUGAUUAUCCACGAGCCAAUUGUUUCCUUGACUUCUUUGUACCUGGCGCUUGCAUAUGCAAUCUUCUACCUUUACUUCGAGGCAUAUCCAAUCAUCUUUCAAGACAUCUAUGGCAUGAACGCCGGUAUCUCAGGCUUGAUGUUCCUUCCAAUUGGUGUUGGCGCCAUUCUUGCUUGUGGAGUGUUCAUCUGGUAUGAUGGAUAUCUCGCCCGAGCUAAGGCCCGCGAAGCCAGUUGGGCCAAUAUCGAAGAAUAUCGACGGCUACCACUUGCCUGUAUCGGCGGGCCACUAUACGUCAUUUCCCUCUUUUGGGUUGGCUGGACGGCUUCACCCAACAUCCACUGGGUCGCCCCAUUCCUUUCUGGAAUACCAUUUGGAAUGGGUUAUCUACUGAUCUUCAUGGCAAUGCUCAACUAUCUCACCGAUGCCUACGAGACGCUAUCUGCUAGCGCUCAGUCAGCCGCCAGCUGUACUCGCAGCAUCCUAGGAGCAGUGCUACCCCUAGCCACUCGGCCCAUGUUCAACCGACUCGGCGUUCAUUGGGCGUGCAGUCUCAUCGCAUUUCUGAGUCUCGGCGUUUCCAUCAUUCCAUUUGCGUUUAUUCGCUACGGUGACCGUAUCAGAAACAAGAGCAAAUUUUGUCAAGAGUUGAAGCGGAUUAAGGAAGCUGAAAAAUUGGAGCUAGAAAGAGAGGAGCGACUCCAGAAUGAGUCUGAUAACCUGCAGAUUGUCCCGUCUGCCACCACCGGUCAGAUUUCAAGGAUCGAAACUGCCCGCAGCCAUGCUGAGAAAUCUUCAAUCAUUUGCUAA